Molecule: messenger RNA, 1790 nt
Organism: Neltuma alba
Lineage: Eukaryota; Viridiplantae; Streptophyta; Magnoliopsida; Fabales; Fabaceae
Product: UDP-glycosyltransferase 13-like
Exons: 1
Coding region: 117-1526 (469 amino acids)
Molecular function (GO): UDP-glucosyltransferase activity
Source: RefSeq, a predicted model, not a curated record
UUCAAAUCCGAAAGCCUAUAGCCUAUAAUAAUCACCGCUUCUCUUGCUUUUCUCUCCAAAGUCCAGACAUUUCUCCCCCACAAAGGCCAUUACACAGUCUGAGCUGAGCAGAGCAUAUGUCACCGGAAAAGAUGUCCGAUGAGGAUGUUCACGUGGCAAUCUUCCCCUCCGCCGGCAUGGGUCACCUGGUUCCGAAUCUGAGACUCGCUGCGUUGCUCGUGAACCGCCAUUGCCAGGUCACUCUCAUCACUGCUCAGCCAACAGUUUCUUUGGCCGAAUCCAAGCUUCUCUCUCGCUUUCACUCUGCUUUUCCUCAGGUCACUUUUCUUCCCUUUCAUCUCCUUCCUUUAGAUGCUUCUGCUGCAAACUCCGAAGACCCUUUUUUUCUCCGAUUCGAAGCAAUUCGUCGUUCUUCCCACCUCCUUCCUUCUCUGCUCGCUUCGGUGUCUCCUCCUCUCUCUGCUUUUGUCUGUGAUGUGGCUUUGAUAUCCCCUGUGCUUUCAGUUACAGAGAGCCUUCGUCUUCCACUUUUCAUCCUUUUUACUUCUUCAGCCACGAUGUUCUCUUUCUUCUCAUCUAUACCCAGAUUCAUUCCGUCCAUUUCUGGACUGGAUUUUGUAGAAAUUCCAGGAGUUUCAACCAUACCCAGAUCUUCAAUUCCUCCUCCGCUUCUUCUUCCCAACAAUGUCUUCGCAAACAUAUUACUAGAAGACAGUCCCAAGCUUCCUAAAUCAUGUGGGAUUUUGGUCAAUUCGUUCGAAGCACUAGAAUUGAAUGCCCUUCAGGCUCUUAAUAGCGGAAAAGUGGUCAAAGAAUUGCCCCCUGUUUUCCCUGUAGGUCCUUUCGUACCAUGUGAGUUCGAGAAGAAUGAAAGAGAAGAACAGAUGAAUUCUUCGCCAUUGAAGUGGCUAAACGAUCAGUCUCCUGGCUCCAUCGUGUACGUAAGCUUCGGCAGCAGACUGAGCAUGUCAAGAGAACAAGUAAGAGAGAUCGGAAACGGGCUGCUGAAAACCGAGUUUAAAUUUCUGUGGGUAGUGAAGGAUAAGAAGGUAGACAAAGAAGAAGAAGACGACUUAGAAGAAGUGGUCGGGAUGGAGCUCAUUAAGAGCUUACAGUCAAAGGGGUUGGUAGUGAAACAAUGGGUAGAUCAAUCUGAUAUUCUGAGUCACAACUCAGUGGGAGGGUUCGUGAGCCAUUGUGGAUGGAACUCGGUGGUGGAAGCUGCAUGGCACGGCGUGCCGAUUCUCGGGUGGCCUCAGAUAGGAGACCAGAAGAUAAAUGCGGAGGUGGUGGAGAAGAGUGGGUGGGGCAUGUGGAAGAAGACGUGGGGUUGGUCAGGACAAAACCUGGUGAAAGGAGAAGAGAUCGGAGACGCCAUUGAUGAGAUGAUGAAGAACGAAGCUUUGAAGGUUAAAGCAGGGGAGAUGAAAGAGGCGGCGAGGAAGGCCGUUGCUGGUGGGGGUGGUGGGAGUUCUGAGAUUGCUGUUCAGAAACUGAUUGAUGCGUGGAAGAAGACGAACCAUUGAUAUGUAUGAGAACCUACGUGUGAGGCUCAGUGGUUUCUUUCACUUUUCACUAGAGAGGAAUAAUUAAGAAGCUUGUUCAUGUCUUUUUAUAUUAUAUGUAUGCGCUAGCUUGAUUAAUUAGUUGCGGUAUUGCCGUAUUGGCAGUUGCUAGCUGCAUUGUUGCUGAUAAAUUGUUAAGCUCUGGCCAGGAAAAAAGUUGUUAAGCUCAUUUCUUAAGUUAUGUUCAUGUUAUUGAUAUUUUAAAGGUUUUCAAUUAAUACUUUA